ACAUCGAGAAGUGAAAGGUAGAAGGGCGACAGAGUGUUGUUGAAGAACGUAUUCGUUAUCAUUUCUACGGUGUUCAAUUGUCCAAUACGGUCACUGGGAUUGUAUUUGAAUAAAUGGAUUGGAUCUAAGCAUCAAAUGAAGGCCAUAGAGGGAUAUAUCGCAAGACUCAGUAUGUUUUACUUUCUUGGCAUGAUUUUUACUUGGCUCAUAUCUUAUCUUGGCUUCAUGAUAGAUGUCACAAGGAUGGAGCUUUUCACUUCCUGUUUGAAGGGUACCUAAGAAUACAGAAGUUAUGAGAACCUCCUGAGACAAAAAGACCCAAGGAGAAGAUGCAUAAAUGUUUGAAAUGGCACUGUACUUUGUUGGCACUUCACCAAGGUGUUCUUGGAAGAAUGUUACCAUUCUUGGCACAGAGAACAAUAUCAAGAACUGUGAAGUCACAUAAAAGCGAAAAUAACCUUCCAAAUGGAUCCCAAAGUGAUAAAAGCAAAAGUCAGCAACGUAGUGGAAGUAGCCUGUCGGGAAAGAUUAAAAACGAAACACAAACCCCAGUGCAUUCUACAGCACCGCCUCUGCCGACCACUUGCUGUAUGUCUGGUUGCGCUAACUGUGUGUGGAUAGACUAUGCGGAAGAACUGUCAAGGUAUUACAGCGAUGGAGGGAUGGAGGCCAUUGCUGCUAUAGAGAAAGAAGUUACUGAUCCAAGUUUGAAGGCUUACAUACUUAUGGAAAUUAGACUGAAGGGAUUAGGUAAAUAGAGAGAAAGUUUUUAAAAUAUUUUGUACAUAAUAUUUGCAUAUGAAAUUUUAGUCCAGGGCAAUUCAUUAUUUAUAUUUACUUAGAGUGGAGUAUGUUAAUUGAAUAUUUAAUUAUUUAGAUUUGUUUGUAUAAUUGUGAAUAUGAUUUUAUUCUUCUAUGUACAGGACAUUAUGGUCAAUAAUAAAAUAUAAGAUUUUACUCAACUUUUAAGAAAUGUAAUAUAUUCAUUAUAUUUUUCUCAAUCUAAUAAUAAAAAUGAAAAAGGC
Molecule: messenger RNA, 1025 nt
Organism: Penaeus vannamei (Pacific white shrimp)
Lineage: Eukaryota; Metazoa; Arthropoda; Malacostraca; Decapoda; Penaeidae
Source: RefSeq, a predicted model, not a curated record